Molecule: messenger RNA, 1340 nt
Organism: Anguilla anguilla (European eel)
Lineage: Eukaryota; Metazoa; Chordata; Actinopteri; Anguilliformes; Anguillidae
Gene: hp
Product: haptoglobin
Exons: 4
Coding region: 125-1033 (302 amino acids)
Biological process (GO): proteolysis
Molecular function (GO): serine-type endopeptidase activity
Source: RefSeq, a predicted model, not a curated record
GUAUCCCAGGCAGGUCAGGGUUUGCCUCCCCAGCGGGUAUAAAAGCCCAAACCGACCUCAGCUGUCAGUGCGCCUCUCCAGCACGGAAACCAAAACACCACCCUUAGCAUCCACCUUCGCCAUAAUGCAGUCUCCUGUGGUUGUAUUGCUCCUUGCCUUUUGUGUGGGCCUCUCGUAUGCAUCAGGGCCUCAGAUCAGAUCCCGGCGCUUGGUGGGGGGGUCCCUCACCCGGAACGUCCCCUGGCAGGUGCUGCUGCAGUAUUCGGACAGCGUUCUGGACGGCGGGAUUGGGGGCGGAGCUCUGAUUUCCGAGCGCUGGAUCCUGACGAGCGGCCGGAAUCUGUUCCUCAACAAGACCGGCCAGCCGACCAAGAGGGAGCCCACAGACCUUCCCCUGGUGUACGUGGGAACCACCAACCGCAGGACGUUGGAUCCGGCCCAGGCGGUGGAAGUGGAGAAGGUGUUCUUGCACCCAGACUUCCAGAAUGCCUCCACCUGGGACAACAACCUGGCCUUGAUCAAGCUGAAGAAGCAGGUGGUCGUCAGCGAGAAGGUUCAGCCAAUCCCGCUGCCCGGGGCCGGCCAGGACCUGGAGGAUAAGGAAGGAACGCGGGGCGUGGUGUCGGGCUGGGGGUGGGGCAACACCUUCACCUUCUCCGAGUUGCUCAAGUACCUGGUGGUGCCCGUGGUGAAUCGGGGGCUGUGCCGGGCCGAGUACAAGCAGGGGGGGCGGGUGCUGAGAGAUACACCGCAGGUGGACGACCGCACCUUCUGCACCGGCGCCACCGAGCUGAAGGAGAACGUGUGUUUCGGGGACGAGGGGGGCGCCCUGGCCGUCCUGGACCCGACGGACGACAGGGUGUACGCCGCCGGGAUCCUCUCCUUCGACAAGAACUGCCAGGUGGAGAAGUACGCCGUCUACACCAAGGUGUCGGCCUACUUGCCCUGGAUCAUCAGCGUGAUGAGGGGGGACUCGGACGACUCCGACGCGCUGCGCGCCUCCGCCAUGCGCCAGAUGUUGGGGGGCGUGUAAAACGCGCGCGGCGGAGGAGGCAGCGGCGGCGGCGGUGGCGGCGCAGCGCCAGGAGCCGCACGGGGGCGGGUUGAUUGCACCCGCCAAUUUUUUUUUUUUUUUGUAAACGCCCUGUUCCCCAAACGAACGGGAGUCGUGAUUUGCUAGCUCCGACGUGCCCUUGUUUGUUUUGACGUGUGUCAUAACCGUAGUGUUUGAUUUUUUUGUUUGUUUUUUGAAUUACUGGAUUUUCGGUGAAAUUUCAUUUUGAAUGGUAAAUCCCCGUGUUGUUGUAAACAACAUUUCUGCUGUAUUAGAGAAAGCCAAA